UAAUUUGUCUGCUUCAUGAAGAAAGUACGCUUUGAAACUUCUUUGAAUAAUAGUGCCAUGAACGACUUAGACUGUCAGUCUCCGAGGCCAUAUCUCGAAAAAAAGAGUAUUUCUGAUGUACCUUGUAUUGAAUAUGACUUUGCUAGAGUUCUGCCAUAUAAUAACGAUCCUCUACAAAGAUAUGAGUGUGGUAACGGUUCCCCAUACCCUACAAUUAACAAGACAUGUUUAACAGAAUUAUCUAAAAUAGAAUCAAAGUGGACACCUUCGAAUGAUUUAGAUCUAAGUUUGUUAGAUACGUAUGCUAAAAUGCCGAGGAGUAGUUUCCAAGACACAAAUAUGUUCAAACAUCAAACCCCUAAUGGACCUUCAUGUGUAGAAAACAAUAUCUGUAAUAAUGUCAAUCCGUCAUCAAGAGUUCUUACUUCAUUAGAAAAUAAGUAUCAAAAUCCUCCCAACACUUUGAAUAAAAAUGACGAUUUUUUCUUACAACGCAACAAUUUACAUCAAAUGUCUUGUCAGAAUAUAGAAAGUCAAUUCAAAAAAUUUACUUUAUAUAAGGAAAAUAAUCCUUUGGCUGCCAAAAAUGAGCUAAUUAAAAUAGGUGUCACAAAACCCUUAGAUAAAGUAAGUUGUAAUACACCAAUGGAUGCUAUUGCUGUACCAACUGACCAUUGCCAAUGCCAUCAAUGUACAAGAACUCAAGUGUUUGCUACAAAUUGUGUAAGCAAAAAUAUAAGACCCUGUGGGUACAUUCAGAGUUCUCUAAGGAACAUAAAUUGUUGUAACAAACCUUGUUGUAAGCAAAUAUCAAAUCAAUGUGAACAAUGUAAUUGUAAAAUUCCCAUAUGUACUAAAAACUGUAAAAAAUGUGCAUGUGAUUCUAAUUAUUCAUUAGAUAAUGAUAUUAAUGCAGUUGAUAAGAAAACUUGGGCAUUAAAAAAAUAUGAAGAAUCGAACUCUGACACCUUAAAUGCAGAGAAACAAUUGGUCAAAGAAAAAGGUAAAGAAAAGAGAGAACCAUCAGUGGCAGAUCUAUUUAAAAUUAUAAAACUACAAAAUGAACAGUUACAACUGCUGCAGGAAAAAGUUGAUAAAUUUAUUUCCACCAGCAAGUUUGAGAUGCAAAAACAAACAUUACCCAUACAGAAUUAUGCAACUGAGCAUGUUGCUGUACAAGCUAUGGAUAAAGAACACCACAAGAUUUCAAUUGGUGUAAUGACAAGUUUCGAAGUGGUUCGAACAUCAACAAUUAUAAAUAAAGAAAUAUUGACACAGUGUAGCGAAGCUCAGAUACAAUGUAAUAGAUCACAAAUCAGUAUAAAAGAAGUUCAGCCUGUUCAUUUAAAUUUUUUAGAUGGCAUCACACCAGUUUCCAAAACUAAUGAAGGGAAACAAAAUACACCCUCUUUUGAGAAGGUGUUGCCAAUUCACACAGAAAACUGUAAUAAAGAUUGUAUUAAUGAUGAGAAAACAUACAAUGAAAUGAGCUUAUAUAAUGUGCAAGUUGACAAUGCUAUAACUCCACUCAUGUCGCCUGAACAGAGCAUGUAUUUGGAUGUAAGAGAUUAUAGCGAUUCUGAAUCUGAGCCUGAAGACCAAUCCAAUGUUGGAUGGACCUAUUACAAUAAAGUUAUGGCACAUGUUAAUGGCAUGCUGCAUGAUUCAGAUAUGCCUUCAUCAGCCAGUGCAUUGUACAGGAAUACACGUCAGAAAUGUAUGCAAAUGAAAAUUGACAAAACUAAUGUUAGUGUAAUAAAGAGAGUAAAAUUUGGUGACGAUCCCAUUGUACCGCAACAACAAGUUCUAACUGCAUCAACUGAUACAAGUUUAAAGAUGAAACAGCUUGCUGCCAAGUAUUUAAAGAAUGGACAUGUUAAUAUGCAGGCGGAAUCACUCAGACCUUCUGCACCAAUUGACAUGUCAUUUGCAACUAGAAAUUAUAUGGAAAAACAUCAACUACUUCAAGGUAUACCAAUGAAAUCAAGUAACGGACAUGUGCCUGUCGAAAUGCCGAGGUUCUUAGACAUCACUGCAUUGAAACAGCAACCAAAAUUAUUGUAAUACAAUAUUACUUUUAA
This is a messenger RNA of Papilio machaon (common yellow swallowtail), 2081 nucleotides long. RefSeq lists its product as uncharacterized. Lineage: Eukaryota; Metazoa; Arthropoda; Insecta; Lepidoptera; Papilionidae. The record is from RefSeq and is a predicted model, not a curated record. The transcript has 5 exons. Bases 16 to 2064 code for a protein of 682 amino acids.